AUGUCCUCGAAGUUUAUGAAGAGCGCCUUUGUAGGAUGGACCUUCACCGCUGGCGUCUACUACCCACCCGACUUCGAUGCCUCGAAGUUGAUGCCCGUGAAGGCUUUGAAGCCCAAAGGGCCACAGAUGAUGAACAUCCGAAUGAUGUUCCCAUUCACGAUGGUCUGUGACUCCUGCAAGGAGUACAACUACACAGGUACGAAGUUCACGGCCAAGGUUGAACAGAUCAAGCGCGAGAGCUACCUUGGGCUGAAGGUGUACCGGUUCUACGGCAGAUGCAGACACUGUUGGUCCGAAUUCACCUUCAAAACAGAUCCGAAGAACUCCGACUACACGAUGGAGUCCGGUGGCAAGCGCACCUACGAGGCAUGGAAGGAUGCAGAUGCCAUGGAGUCCCAACUGAAGCAGGAGAAGGAGAAGGAGGCAGCGCAGGAUCAGAUGAAGGCGCUGGAGCAGAAAGCAGUGGACGUCCAGUCAGAGAUGCAGCGGCUCGAGGAUCUGGACGCCAUCCGGACGAUGAACAAGAGAAUGGGCAAUCGAGACCAAAGCAUCCAGGGGGCUUUGGACUACCUCUUUAAGCAGGAAGAGGCGCGAAGUGCAGACGAGGAGAAGCUGUCGAAGGCGGAAAUGGAGGAGUUGAAGGGCUUCAAAGAGGAGAAAGAGCGCUUCAAAGAGGAGAAAGAGCAGGAGGCCAGAGGCAAGUUGGAUGAGGAAGUGGUGGACCUCUCAGAGACUCCAGCCGAACCCAGUUCGAGCUCUUCAGCAUCAAAGGCGCCGAAGGCGCCACAAGUAGGAUCCGCCAUCCUCGCCGCAGUAGCAGAGCGCGCUUCUGCCCAGGCUGCGAAAGCAAAGCCGAAGUUCGCCGUCAAGGUGAAGCGGAAGGCGACUGACGACGCGCCUGGCAAUGGCUCAGACAUGCCAGACAGCAAAAGGCCCUGCGUCGACGGGGACGAUGCCCCAGGGCCCCCAGCGCCGGCGACCAGCUCAACAGAGACCUCGGCUGCUGCGGGCGGCCUCCUGGGAGCCUACGCAGACAGCGACAGCUCCUAA
Messenger RNA from Symbiodinium sp. CCMP2592, 1050 nucleotides. Lineage: Eukaryota; Dinophyceae; Suessiales; Symbiodiniaceae. The record is from the annotation of a GenBank genome assembly.